UAAGCUCGUGCCUUCCCCUUAGGGGCUACUUGAUAAAUAUCUGUGCGUUGAAUUGCACUGAACCUUAGGGCAUGAGGCCUUUCCGGCCGGCCGCUUCUCCAAGAGACACUGCUGCUGAUACCAGCCUGGGACGUUCCCCGGGGCCGGGCCCAGACCUCUACACAGGGGCCCUCAUGCACAGGGAGGCAUCAUCGUCAAACCGACAGCAGGUUUCGCAGGUGAAGCAAAGCACCAUAGCAGAUUUUUCUCCACGGCCCCGGAUCCUGCCUCAGCCACUCCGUGUUCACAGUAGCAACGCUACUCCCUCCACAUCCCUCUAGUGUCAACUCAGCUGUGAGUUACUUGAAGCAGGAAUGGGGUGGGGUGAACUAUCAUUAUUUACAAAGUAUUCUUUUUAAAUUUUUUUAUUUUAUUGUAACCCAAGUAGAUAUCAAUAAAGAAUAC
This is a messenger RNA of Heterocephalus glaber (naked mole-rat), 444 nucleotides long. NCBI's taxonomy places the organism in Eukaryota, Metazoa, Chordata, Mammalia, Rodentia, Bathyergidae. The record is from RefSeq and is a predicted model, not a curated record.